CGGAAUAGCCAAGAAUAAUUCGAUAUUGCUCCUUGACCCAAUGAUUAAUUUACCUAUUUUCUCGGUACAGCCAAAAACCUGUUCUUUAAAAGAACUGAAUCCGUGCAUCGUUCAUUUGAGGAAAAGAACAGUUUCGGUGCAUUGAAAAGAACAGGUAUCAGAAACAGGUUGUGAUUGUUCCGACUUGCGUAGAAUCUGCGCGGUUCUUUUCGUAACAACAACAAAUAAUUAUUACUUUAGGUUUAUCUGGCAUUAUAAUGUUGCCCCAUAAAUCAGAAGAUAUAAUUAAAUUAAAGAAAUGGUUUGACGAAGGCUCAUGGAUAUCAUGCGAGGUAGUUCAAAGUGGAUUUGAAAUGUAUAAAACAUCCAGAAGAAACCAGGAUAAGAAAAAUGAAUCAGAUUCCAAAAUAUCAACAACUUUUGAGUGGUUAGAUGGAAAUGGGAACAAUUCUUUAGUUCUUCCUUACGGAGAAAAUGAAACAUUCAGUUCUGAAAAUGAAAUUACGGUUGUUGAUUCUGAAAUCACCAAAGAUAGUAUUCUUUUGCCAAAUGAAUUCAAAGAGGAAAAUAAGGACCUAGUGACAGAUUUGGUAGAUGAAGACAAUGGCAAACUUUUACCAUUAUUUAUUAGUCAUAUAUUGCGUUGCAAAGAAUAUAAAAAGUGCUUUAAGCUUGGUAAUAUUUUCUUCAAAUCUGUCCAUAUUUUUGGUACUGUUGUUAGUUCUCAGGUAACAAAUAAAAACAAAAUAUUAGUUAUAGAUGAUGGAACGGCUCAGAUAAUGUGUUAUAUUGAAGAUUUCAUAAAUGAUUCUGUGGCAGAAGGAGCUGAUGAUGAACUUAAUGUUGAUAGCUCAUUUUAUGAAGUUUUUAAAUAUGUUAGAGAGCAAUCAAUAGAGAGUACAUAUACUUUACCUACUUUUGAUAAAAUUAACUUGGGUGAUAAAGUUUUAAUUACAGGUGAUGUAUCCUUGCAUAAGGGUAAUUAUUAUAUAUUUGUUGAAAAUAUUGUUAGACCUAAGGGCAAUAGUUGCCAUAUUGAUUUCAUGAAAGAUAUUUUCAAUAAUUAUGAAACUGGAUAUUAUGAUUUUUGAAUUAGUAUUCAUUGUUUUGUUGUAUCUACUUAUACAGAACUUAAUAUCAAAGAAAAUGUUUUAUUUUUAA
Messenger RNA from Harmonia axyridis, 1161 nucleotides. RefSeq lists its product as uncharacterized. The transcript is spliced from 2 exons. The record is from RefSeq and is a predicted model, not a curated record. NCBI's taxonomy places the organism in Eukaryota, Metazoa, Arthropoda, Insecta, Coleoptera, Coccinellidae. Bases 258 to 1091 code for a protein of 277 amino acids.